AUGGAUGGUCAGAUGAAUGCGGAUAAAAAUGUCAACGGCAAGACGCAGUACUCUGCGGAGGAAGUGAAUCAUGUGAUCUUCGGCCAGAGUGCUCAGAGCACUCAGAGCACUCAGAGCCAUGUAAAGGAAGACGGGAACGCGAUUUUGAUGCAGACAUUACUCAAACAGAAUGAGUUACUAAUGAGAAUGUUAGCGAUAAAGGAGAAACCGCCAGAGGAGGUAUACGCUCCACCGGACUUGUCGAAAGUACUACCAACGUUUGAUGGUAAGUGUAAGCCCCAUGAAGCGGCGGAUUGGUUGAGCACGCUCUGUGGAGUGGCGUCAUUACAUCGUUGGUCGGAUGCACUCAAGUUGGAGGCGACGAGAGUAAACGUGGAUGGUCCAGCUCGCCAAUGGUAUAUUGGGCGAAGAUUCAAUUCAUGGGCAGAAUUUGAACAGCAGUUUAAAGCAACGUUCUUCAGAAAGGUUAACACGGGCAGUCGAUGGAAGGCAUUGGCAGCGCGGGUACAAGGUAAAAACGAAAGUAUUCUAGACUACUUCCACGAAAAGGUUCGACUUUGUCGAGAUUUGGAAUUAGAUUUGUUUGAUACCAAGGAACAGUUAUUAGACGGUAUCCAAUCGAAAGAAUUAUUUCAAUAUUUGUUAAGCCGUACUCAUAAUGACGAAAAUGAGUUACUAUUUGACAUUAUGGACUACAUGCGGUUAGUGGAGCACAGAAAUGUUCGAUUUCAAAAUAAAAUAGUUUUGUCCAAUUCAAAUGAGAAGCAGUGGCCCAGAGGAGAAAGUCCUAAGCCCAAAGCGGAAAGUUCGAGUAGGAGUCAGAAGGGUGUUGAGUCAGCAACAAGCCGGAUAUGUUACAACUGUGGAUCCAGGACGCACAUCGCGCCAAGUUGUCCCAGUCCAGUAAGACCAAAAGGAGCAUGCUACGGUUGCGGUUCAACAGCACAUCAGGGAUCAGCGUGUCCGGAACGUGAUCAGAAAAAUAGGAAUGACACAAAUGAAGAAUCUCGGCGACAGAACGAGCGGCAACAUAGUGGAUCAGCAGGAGAGAUCAGACUGUUAGAGCCAGCAUAUAAUGUAAGGGUAAGUAUAAUAUUAUGUAAGGAGACUGUUACUGUUAAUGCAUUGGUAGAUAGUGGUAGCCCAAUUUCUUUGAUUAAGUCUCAUCUUAUCCGGACUAGUGAACGAAAACCAUUUAAUAAUGAUAUUUUUAUUUCGGGUAUCAACGGGUCUCAAUUGAGUAUUGAAGCGGUUACUGAUGCUACGGUUUUAUUAGUUGAUUAUGAUUUAAAUAAGAAACAAAUAUUUUAUGUGGUAGAUGAUUAG
Macrosiphum euphorbiae (potato aphid) is the source of this 1326-nucleotide messenger RNA. The record is from the annotation of a GenBank genome assembly. Lineage: Eukaryota; Metazoa; Arthropoda; Insecta; Hemiptera; Aphididae.